Clarias gariepinus (North African catfish) is the source of this 5007-nucleotide messenger RNA. RefSeq names its product cadherin-like and PC-esterase domain containing 1 (gene cped1). Lineage: Eukaryota; Metazoa; Chordata; Actinopteri; Siluriformes; Clariidae. Bases 599 to 3469 code for a protein of 956 amino acids. The record is from RefSeq and is a predicted model, not a curated record. The transcript has 21 exons.
GUAACGGGAGCUUCGUGCAGAGAGGAAGUAACUGUUUACUCUCUCUCUCUCUCUCUCUCUCUCCAAUAACGCAAACCAGGUGGAAGCUCCACAGCGCAGCAGAGGAAAACGACAUCUGAUCUCGCUUUUCUGCUCAUGGAAUAAGUUUUACAGUCGCACUGAGAGAUUGUGGACCCGCGUUUAAUCCUGGUCUUUACUUUUCCUGCCGUUUUGUUUUGGCCGGAGCUCAGGAGCGCAGUUUUGGAUCAGAGAGAGAGAGAGAGAGAGAGGCGGUGCUGGAGUUCCGUUACUCGGCAGCUCCUGGGGAAACAGAAGAAAGAGCGCUUUUUACCCGUUUCCCCCCACAAGCUCGCCAUGUCCACCCUGCAGGCUGUUCCACACUGCGUGACGAUGUGGCCUGGCUGUUGAACAGCGCGCUUUGCCUUUGGCGAUUAGAUUUCUUUUUCCUUCUCCACAGAAAGUUUGACUGCAGCUCUGAAAGUUUGAUGGUUUCCUAAACCGUCUGCCUGCCCUGUCCCCACCAUCCUGAGCGCAUCGGUGAUCUUAUAGAUAGAAGGAUGCAAGAGCGACUCUAACACCGUCCCAUCCAUGGUACCCCAUGUGUCUGGGCAUCGGGAUGCUGCUGCGCCGGAUCCUGGGGGUCGGGACGCUGAAGCGCACAUGGCGCACAGCUCCGCUUGUGCUGGUGGGGCUCGCUGUGUUUCUUAUCUACCACAGCUCUGUGGUGAACCGGACAGGCUUCAGACCUGGACAGGAGGACCAAAAGAACAAAUCUGGCAUCAGGGACCGCACAGUGCUUCUCAAGAACCCAGAGGAGCUUGUCCCUUUACUGGAAGCAUGGCAUGAUCACAAUGAAGUACACUGGUCUAAAAGGAGCUGUGCAGGCAAGGCUGUCAUGUUGACAGGACAGCACGUCCCCUCAGACACGGAGGUGCAGCUUUAUCACAGAGUCCUCCAGGAGCAGGGAUACCGUGUCAACCAGGGACGCUAUGCUGAGACCAGUGCCACCCUCACACACAACAGUAGAGAUGGUCAGGAAUGGUCUCUCUUGAUUUGUCUCAAAGGAACAGAAAAAAGUUGCCUCAGAAAAAUCAACUUUGCCCAUUCUCAACCGUACCAGAGGGUCAACAUUAUACCAGCGUUUGUUGGGGCUUUCAUGGACAUGGGCGGAGUCUGUCGAUUUCUUAUGGACGACCGGUUGUCAGACGUGUCAUUACCCAUAAUUCCAUCUGCGUGCGCUUCUUUUGGACCAGACCUUGGAGGAAAUCAGCACACUGAACAUAUCUGGGGCCAAGUUCCGCAGUCAGGCGCUCCAGCCAGUCAGCAUCUGGUGGCCUUAGUGAAAGUAUAUGUCUUGGUUACAUCAGCGACGCCACUCACUGCAUUCCUGCAUCGUACCGGAUUGGUCAGGACUGAUCUGGACGAACAUAGUUAUAUUACUAAGUUGCAGUCCUUCUUUACAAAUAGGCUGGAUCCUACUGCGGCUCUCCAGGCUUCUGAACUCAUGAAGCAAGUCAUCAGUGAAAUUCUAACAACUGCUGACUUAACCGCAGCCGACUCCAGCUCUCCACCUAGGUGUUCAUUGUGUUUUCAGUUAAUGACCUUCACACUGCAUUACAAUGCUUCUGUGCAUCCUGUAGUGGUUAAGGUGCAGACUGACUUGCACUUUGACGGCAUUAAAGAUCCAAAGUUUGAUGGGCAGAUCACCAAAGAGUACAUGUUAGAAGAUAUGCUGAAGCUCCUCUUCCCAGCGUGUGGCAGUGAGGACAGAUCUCCUCAAAGUACUCAGGAUACAGAGGAAAUCAAGGACAGUGGUUGUGAGCUGGCAAGUGGUUUGUGCUUAACAUCAGAUAAAAUGCAGUUCCUGCUUCAAUUUCAUCAGCAGCUCAAGCGAUCUGGCAGCUUUCAUCUGCUCUAUCCCAGGUCAUCUCAAGUCUCCAAUCUCCAAUAUGAUGUUAUUCAAAGAUUCCCUGCUGCAAAGGAUUCUGGGAGUGCACCGAGUCUCUCAGGCCUGGUCCAGCAACUUAGCUCAUUUUUCACACAGAGCAGUGAUGAUCCGGACAGGGUGGAGAAGUGGGAUUCACAGCCACUACAAUCAGGGAGGUGUUUGGAGCCCCAUCUCCGUCAGAUAUAUACCGAUCCUCCUCUGGUUCUAGCACCACUCUUUAACCCCUGGGUGAAGGAGUACAGAGCUGAGGUACCGUUUGAUGUGGUCACUAUCCGAAUCAGGCCGGAGCCUGUAAACACAAAGUGCAACGUUCACCUGGAUGAACAUCAUGGCCCCAGAAUGGCGAACUACCCGCUCGGUCUGGGCAACAGCCGCAUCAACAUUCUGCUGAUGGACGAGUCAGGGGAGGAGCCUGUUGUCAUGACGAUAUACACUCUGCACAUAUUCCGGGAGAGCCGGCCCAGCCUGCCGAUGUUUGACGAGUAUGUGAUGUGCGGCUUCAUACAGGACUGUGGCCUGGUGGUCAGACCUGAUCAACCCUGUGGCAUAGAGCCUGUUUCUGAUCUCAAAUCAUCUCAGCCUUGUUCUUCAGGCGAUGAACCCGGGCGCUGGGUGGUGCCAUGCCUAAGCUGUUCAGACAAUAGGACAUGUGAUUGGCGGGAAGUUGCCUGGCAACCAGACAGCUGUUACCACCCUGUAUUGGAGCAGCCACAGCUACAGCGAUGCAUGAUGGACAAAAAGGUCCUGUUCAUCGGCGAUUCUACUAACCGCGGGAUGAUGUUCUACCUGAUGGAGAGAGUAAACACUACACUAGAGGAUUGGGACAAGGCUCAUGACACCAUCAUCUACCACAACCUGAACCAGGGCAGAACGCUCAUCAGCUACUCGUACUACCCCCAGUUCUGGCUACACAAAAACCAGAGACCCACUUUUCAGCAAGCGCUGGAGCAGCUGAUAGAAAGGUCACGACCUCUAGAAAACUCCCCUCAGACAGUGCUGGUUGCUGGAGGGGUCCAGUGGCUCAGUCUGGAGCAUCUGAGGACCAUGCAGCAGGUUCUAGAGAGAGAGAAUUUGCAGAACAUCAUGGUGGUGGUGAAGUCUUUAGGAAUGGGGUUUCAUCUGCCAGUGGACGGCAUUCGCUCGCUCUCUCUGAAUGGAGUGCAGGACCUCUACAGUGUGAACAAAAACAUUCUGGAAAGUGCGAAACGCCUGAGGUACGAGGUGAUCGACACAUUCGGCAUCACCAUGGGCCGCUAUAAGGAGUUUCUCCAGGGCCGCUGUGCCUGCCAUUUCCAUGAGGUUGGUAAGCUGUCACCUCCCACCGUGCCUGCCCACAAAAGGCUGCAGCUCCUGAGCCAUACUGGAGAGAGUGUGAGUGUGACUAGCACGAGGCCAGAGCCGUCGUCUCGGCCCGGCUCAUCCUACCACGUGAAGGGAGCAGUGAACCAAGUGUACUCCGAGAUCCUGCUCAGCCGAGUGUGCAUGCCUUACAUCCAUAACGGGACCAGUAACCAGCACUGACAGGGACUUAUCGAGCUGUUAGCUGGUGUGAAUAAAGUGUGUGUGUUGGGAGUGUGUUGUCAGUCGAGCCAUGAGAUGUAUAUAAUUGUAAGAAAUAAGAGCAUUAUUUUCAGUGGCUUUAGUGUUCUAGUGCAGUAAAAGUGAGAGGUGAGGAGUUUGUGUGUACGUGUUUGUGUGUUUGUGUGCGCGCGUGUGCGUGUGUUUUAUGUCUUCCAGAACGACUUCAGCAGCUGCACCUUAGUUCCAGAGUGUGACACUGGUCGAAGCUGACCGUGAAACCUUUCCACAACGUCCAUAUAAUGUUCCUAUUAUGUUUCUGGAAGAGUUUCAUAGUUUUCCAGGAGUGCCUUUGAUGUCGCAUGGCAUCGGAUCGUCACUUUCAUGGAAGCUCGGGUGACUCUGAAGUCUCGCGGUUAACCCCUAGCUUCAAACCUUCCAAUCCCUUGCAAGCUGCGUUUAAGCCAAAGGUCUUAUGAAGAUUACAUAUACCUCACAUUUCUAUAGCCCAUAUAUUUUUUUACAGAUGUCUUUUAUUUCCAUGCCUUUAAUGGCCAAUGUAAUAUAAUCAGUGUAAAAUAUUUUGCACAUGCUGAUAUAUAUAUCUGUAUAUGUAUAUGUAUAUGUAUAUGAAAAAAGCUGUAUUGUUUUAAGUUAAAUAUUUCUACUUUAUCUUGGAAAGCUGGCAUGCCUGUCUUCAUUUCCUCACAUUUAUAUUUACACAUUAAGGAACAUUAUCUGCUCUCUAGAAUCACUGCAAUGCGAUUAAAGUUAUUUGAACGUAAUUUAUUACUAUCACAUCUAGCAGCUAUUCUGGUCCGUGAGGGUUAUUUCUAAAUGCAGUGGAAUUUCUUAAUAGCCUGAUGCUAUUUUAAACUGCAGGUUAAAUGCAUGAAGUGAAAAUCCUCAAUUUAGGAGUUAAUGUGAAGUAAUUUUUACUUUCUUGUUUAUUUUAUUAUGUCCAGGAAUAUAAAUGAUCAUUGGUAUUGCCAUAGUGGAGCCAGUAUUCAGCCAGUAUUAUUAUUUUUUGUUUGAAGAAAAGUAUACCUUUAUAUAUGGUUAUAAAUGUAAAACUGAAAGGUAGUUGAUUUUCAUGUUGUGAUAAAGAAUUUUUCAAACCGUUUACUUUUUAAAAUUGCUUUCCAUCAAGAAAGUUAUAUGUAUAUAAUUUUGUGCUAUAAUAAUGCAUUUAAUAUGUAUCAGCACUGUUUAAUAAUUAAAUUAAACCUGGUUUGUUACCUAAACACGUUAAGAGGGUGGGUGUGGACGUUUCUUUCUCUGGUUUUUCUUUCUUUCAUUUUUUUUCUUUCUUUCUUAAAUAAAAUUCUAUAAUUUUAAUUGACCAAGGUUGAUCAGAAUGUAUAGAGAUUGCUUAUAGGAAAAGCCAACAUGAACAUAUAUAUUAAUUUUAUAAAAUAGGAAAUGCUUUAUUAUACAUGUGUAUAACUUUGACAAAUGUUUCACAACAUGAUAUAUAAAAAUAAUAACUAAAUUAUUAUAGAAAAAAUUGCAAAAUCUGAACAAAUUAUUAGGCGGCUUCA